GCCAAACAAACAAUUUUAUUUUUAACUUCAAUCAAAUCGAUAAAUUGUACAACAAAAAGGGUAGACAGUGCAUUCUCUUUGAUUGUGAGGCGUCCGAGAGGCGUUUUGUACUUUUGUCUGAUCAAGUAAUCACUAAUAAAUGUAGUGAUUGUGUUCUCUUUGAUCACUACGUUUUAGUACAUCUUUUGUUCGGGACAAUGAAACUAUGAGAACCAUGAAGAAGACGGGGACAGUGUAUGUGUAUGCUGAGGAGCCUGGGGACAACACGGUCUCGCUGUCGUCGCCGAAAUCUGUGGAAAUCCAGCCACCACCGCCCGACGUAAUAGAACAGACUACAGGUGUGGCAGAGUUUGAUCGUGUAUGCCGCAUCUGUGCAUCCGCCACGGACUACCUCGUGCCCAUCUUCUGUGGUGAGGGCAAGCAGAACAACCUGGCUGAAAAGAUCUCAACACAUUUGCCUAUUACGGUGUCGCCACAGGAGCAGUUGCCGCAGAAUGUAUGUGUGUCGUGUGCGCACACGCUGCUGGCGUGGCACGAGCUGGUGGCGUGCUGCCGCCAGGCCGACGCCGCGCUGCGGACGCGCCUCGACCAGAUACUGCAGCCACAGGAACCCGAACCGUCGACCUCCCGGCAGACAAGAAGCCAAACAAAUAAAGAACAGACACAGUCGGGGCGUGGGGCGCCGCCCUUGUACGGGCCCGCCUGCCCCUACUGCCGCCCGCCGUCCGCGGCCGCGCCCGCCGGGGUCCUCGCCGACCUCUGCCCGGCGCACUCCCAGGAGUACUUCGAGUGCGGCGAGUGCCAGAGCUUCAUACACAGGAAGCAACUACGUCUCCAUAUGACGCUGCACGCGUCGCACUUCGAUUCCAUAAUCGACGAAGCCAGGAAGACCCUGGUCGCGAUGCAAGAUGUCAACGGAAACAAGACGAAGAAGACGCCCGCUAUCCUCAUAAAGAUCGGCCCGAAUCGGGCAAUCAUGGUGCGCGAGCGGCGCGAUCCUCCGGAGGAGGGGGAGUUCGCCGACCCCUGCGACGCGGAGGGCUUCGAGCCUCUUCCGGACGACGGGUUGCAGGCGAUAGAGGAUUCCCUCGACGACCGGGGGGACGCCGGGUCCGUCUCUUCGAAGGACCCCGGACGAGACUCCGGGGGUGAGCCUCGCGGACAAAAAAUCGAAGGAGAGGGCUACAUCGGCCCCGGGGAGGCCCCCGGCGGCCGCGAGAGAGACAAGGCUAACGACGACGACGGCACGAAGAGCCGGAAAGCUCGGGCGGUGAAGUCGAAACGGCGCCCGCGCAAGUGCCCGACCUGCGACAAGGAGUACACGGCGGCGUCGAGCUACUUCUACCACCUCAAGUACGCGCACAAGGCGGUCAAGGACAAGCCGUGCGACGUCUGCGGGCGGAAGUUCGCCACCGACGCGUGCCUGAAGCAGCACAAGGCGUCCGUGCACGCCUCGGAGCGGGCGCACAAGUGCCAGUUCUGCGAGAAGACGUUCCGCUCCAAGGCGAGCGCGUACAUCCACUCGCAGACGCACUCGGGCGUGAAGGCGCACGCGUGCGGCCAGUGCCCGGCCGCCUUCCGCUGGCGCGCGCAGCUGGCGCGCCACGCGGCGCGCCACGCGGCGGCCGCGCACGCGUGCGCCCGCUGCGCGCGCCGCUUCCACGUGCGCGCCGACCUGCUGCGCCACGCGCGCACGCACGCCGCGCCCGCGCGCCUGCCCUGCCCCGCGCCCGCCUGCGCCGCGCGCUUCGCGCAGCCGCGCUACCUGCAGGUGCACCUGCGCCGCCGCCACCGCGCCGCCUGCGCCAGCGAGCUGCCCGAUAAAUGUACUGAUUAA
This is a messenger RNA of Pectinophora gossypiella (pink bollworm), 1837 nucleotides long. Its product is annotated as zinc finger protein 275-like. Gene Ontology annotation, cellular component: nucleus. NCBI's taxonomy places the organism in Eukaryota, Metazoa, Arthropoda, Insecta, Lepidoptera, Gelechiidae. The record is from RefSeq and is a predicted model, not a curated record. Bases 206 to 1837 code for a protein of 543 amino acids. The transcript has 5 exons. Gene Ontology annotation, molecular function: zinc ion binding; DNA-binding transcription factor activity, RNA polymerase II-specific; RNA polymerase II transcription regulatory region sequence-specific DNA binding. Gene Ontology annotation, biological process: regulation of transcription by RNA polymerase II.